AUGCUGAAGCCAGUUCGGCCAGAGCUUAGCAAUAAAGUAUUGGACAAGAGUGAAGAUGAUGAGCCAAGCUUCUUCCAUUGAGUCUCGUGUAAGAAACAAGUCGAUGCUGAUAAUGAAGAGGAUAUUUAUAACCUUUAUUCCUGAAAUCAUACUAUUUGUAAUGACUGCUUUAUUGACUUGAUCAAAGUUGAGUACUCGGUCAAAAAGAUAGUAGAUUGCCCAUCAUGAGGAAAGAUAGUGCAUGAAGAUGAGAUAAUUGAUCAGCUAGGAGAGGAAGAAUGGGCAGAACUUAAGGAAGAAAUCUUAGAAGAUGAUGAAGAAGUCAAAGAAGGUGCAGUCAGGUGUCGAUGUGGUGAAGAAGUUAAAGUCGUCAAGCACAAGGUCAAAUAAUGUGGAUGAAGAAGGUAACCAGAUAUCUGCCAAAUCUGCUGAAAACAUGGCUAAAUUUAAGGUUAAGUGACAUAACUGAAGGGAUGUCUUCUGUGCGUACUGUAAAAUCAAGCCGUAUCACAUCGGCUACACCUGCUCAGAAUACAGGGAAUUUGUGGAAUCUGACAGAUGAAGAUACUGCUCGGAGCCUAUAAAGGCACGAAGGAAAGGAGGGGCUUUUAGAUUUGUCUGAAAAUCAAAAGAAUGCAAAUCUCUUAAGAAGGAAGGCUGCUCAAAAAAACUUCCAUGUGGGCAUUAUUGAAAUGGGAUCAGUAGGGAGAAGCACUGCUUACCGUGCCUCCACCCAGAUUGUGUCAAUAAAGAUCAGAGCAAGACAUUGGGAGAGAAUGAUAACUCCAACUGUGUGAUAUGAUUUGAUAAAUCACUCGGAAAGGAGCCCUGAAUCCAGCUACCCUGUAAACACAUAUUUCAUGUGCUGUGUUUAGUCCAAAAGGUCGAGGCUAAGUGGCCAGGGCCUCGAGUUACUUUUAUUUAUAAAACUUGUCCUUCUUGUAAAGCAGAAAUCGGAGAGGUCUACCACAUAAAACUGAAAAGGCUCAUUGACGAGGCGAUUGACCUUGAGAGCAAAGUUCGGGCCAAAGCUGUUGAGAGGGGUACAGCUGAAGGUCUGGACAAAGAUGAACGACUCCAAGACGAAAAUGAUGAAUAUUUCGAGAAAUUUGAAGAUUACUGAAUGGAUAGGCUAGCCUUUUACCAAUGAUACAAGUGAAAAAAACCCUACUUUGGUGGUCUAAGGGAGUGAGGCGCUGCACUUGAUGCUGGAGAUGGCUUUGACGAAAAAGAACUCAUUUGUGGGGCUUGAAGUGGAGAAGACUUCAAGGGCAAAGUUCACUGUGACACUCAUGGAGAUGAGUUCAUUGAGUUUAAAUGAAGAUACUGAUGAAAUUAUUCCCAGUGGUUCUGCUUUGGGAAUACUCACUUUUGUAAUAGAUGCCAUUCAAAUCUAACCAGGAACAUUAUCAAAUGCCCUGGACCCCCAGAAUGAGUACUAGAGAUGGAACACCCUGAUGAUGGAUCUGAAUUUGCAAUGGGAUGAGGAAUGUGUCGAAAUAAUCUUGCUUCAAAUAGAGUUUAA
Molecule: messenger RNA, 1525 nt
Organism: Moneuplotes crassus
Lineage: Eukaryota; Ciliophora; Spirotrichea; Euplotida; Euplotidae
Source: the annotation of a GenBank genome assembly